CGUCAGGCGCUAGCAGUAUCUACGAAGCCUUGAGCAUUUUACAGUUAUCCUUUGUCAACAACGCCUGUGCCCGCAAACCCUUGUAUCGUGGCAUUUUACUGUCGCGUUUUCCAAACCUCAAAGUGCUAGACGGCCUACAAUUGCUAGACGAGGAACAGAGGCCACUGUCCGAAAAACCAUUAGUAACAACAUUUGCGACGACGGGGCAAACUGUUGCCCAGCUCGCAGGAUCAGACUUUUAUGCGACGAGAGGGAAUCCCAAUCCGGGACAUCCCAAUCCAGGACAAAUUCCAGCGCAAUUGGGAUCAACUGGAACUACCGGACAACAGCAACCUGCAGUAGGUCGUGGGAGUAAUGUGGUUAAUCCUGCUGGCCGCACUCACCAGGAGCACGACGAUUCAAAACUUGGGAGGACUAAUCGAGGAGAUCAUGCUGGGAAACUUCAAAAUUUGAC
Molecule: messenger RNA, 454 nt
Organism: Amoebophrya sp. A25
Lineage: Eukaryota; Dinophyceae; Syndiniales; Amoebophryaceae
Source: the annotation of a GenBank genome assembly